Triticum turgidum subsp. durum (durum wheat) is the source of this 1272-nucleotide messenger RNA. NCBI's taxonomy places the organism in Eukaryota, Viridiplantae, Streptophyta, Magnoliopsida, Poales, Poaceae. The record is from the annotation of a GenBank genome assembly.
AUGGCUUGCACACAGAUGAACUGCUCCAAGAACGGGACAACCUCCGCUGCUGACCUGACAGAUGACCUUAUCAUCGAGAUUCUGUCCCUGCUGCCCGUCAAGUCAGUGUGCCGAUUCAAGUGUGUCUCCUGGCUCUGUUACCUCCUCAUCUCCCAACACCGCAAAAGGCUGCCCCAGACCAUCUCCGGCUUCUUCUACCCCAAGCACAGAUACAACAAUGAGGAUGGUUUGAUAGGAUUUCCCACUUUUAAUGGUAUUUUGAGGGACCAAGAGCAGCUAUUCCCUGAUUCCUCGUUGCCCUUCUUGACGGGAUACAGGCAGAUUUUGCCAAAGGACUGCUGCAAUGGCCUUAUUUUCUGCUUCUGCUGGAAAGACUCCCCAAUACACGAAGCUGAUUAUGUGGUAUGUAAUCCUGCCACUGAGGAAUGGGUAGUCCUGCCUGAUGCUGGCCAUAAAAGCGAUGCAUUGGCGUACCGUUUGGGUUUCGAUGGAGCCGUGUCACCCCACUUCCAUGUGUUCCAGAUCCUAGAGGGUGAUGAGGACUAUGGAUAUAUCUCAGGUGUUAAUAUCUACUCAUCAGAGACAGGAGCCUGGAGUUACAAGGAAAAUGGUUGGGGCAACAAUGAGAUUCAGAUAGUUGAGAUGAGAGGUGUCUUUUUCAAUGGAAUGAUGCACUUGCUCACAUGUGAGUUUAAGAUACUAGCAGUUGACACGGAGGGUAAGACGUGGAGGACCAUUUCUUUGCUGGAAACUAUGUGUGUUGAAAACAUAAAUUUAGGCCCUCUUGCUUUUAUUGGUCAAUCUCAAGGGCGAUUGUAUUUUAUAAAUAUGAGAGACAAUGAUAGCUCCAAAUUAUCAGUCUGGAUUCUCGAGGACUAUAACAGUAAUGAAUGGAUCUUUAAGUACAACAUCAGCACUUCACAACUUUUUGGGGAGCUUUCUGGGGAGAAGGAUCACAUGUUACAACGGGACUAUGCUGAUCUCAUGUUCCAAAGGGACUAUGCUUUGAUCGCAAUCCAUCCUGAAUGCAAUUUGAUAUUCUUUGUUUGGAGGUGCAAGGAUGUGCUACUGUCAUAUGACAUGCACCGUGACCAAGAGUGGAAGCAUGACUCCAGGGUGGAGGCUGACAGUUGUUACCGACAAUUAUAUGGAGUCUUUUACAAGUGUUGGACCUCCGGUUAUCAGAACCAAACCAUAGGAUUACAGCUUUGGUAUAGCUCUCUAAUAACUUUUCUUGUUCCCUCUGCAGUUUUUGCUUUUGCUAUUAUUUAG